AUGGACGUAGUUAAACGACUCCAACAAUACAUCAACUUGGGCAAACUUUCCCGUGGGGCCAUCAACUUGACUGCUGUCGCCAUGGGAAUAAACCGCAACACUGUGGCACUUGGGAAGAGUCGCAACAGGCCUGCGGGAUCUGAAGUGUUAAAGAGCGUGGUCGUAACGAAGGACGUCUACCGCCGCAUCCUCAUCGACAAGGUUGUACUCGCGAUCAAAUCGAAAUGGACGUGGCCGCUUGGUGUCGAUGGUGGUGACAUCGUCAUCCAGCAAGACAACGCGCGGCCUCACAUCGGUCUGGACGAUGCCGAGUUUGUCACAGCCGGCGAAGAAGGCGGUUGGACCAUUCGCAUCCAAAACCAACCAGCUCAAUCGCCGGAUUUGAAUGUUUUGGAUUUGGGUUUCUUUAACUUGAUUCAAUCCCUGCAGCAGACGCUGGAAUGCCGCAGUAUGGAAGAACUUAUUGCUGCCGUCAGGUGCUCCUAUCUGAUGCUGUCACCCACGAAGCUGGAAAAGACGUUCCUGACACUGCGCCGAAUUAUACUUGUCGUCAUCGCGGCCAAGGGUUGCAAUCGGUACAAGAUUCCUCGAAGUGCAUCGCCAGCAGAGGACGAAUUGGCUUUGUCAUUGAUGAAUGUGAGACUCGAGGAAAAGGAUAGAUUAGAAGAUGUAGCAAACAUGUUGUCAUCAUUGAACAUGGAUGAACAGUAA
This is a messenger RNA of Aphanomyces invadans, 711 nucleotides long. RefSeq lists its product as hypothetical. The record is from RefSeq and is a predicted model, not a curated record. The coding region runs from base 1 to 711 and encodes 236 amino acids. The transcript has 2 exons. Gene Ontology annotation, molecular function: nucleic acid binding. NCBI's taxonomy places the organism in Eukaryota, Oomycota, Saprolegniomycetes, Saprolegniales, Verrucalvaceae.